Musa acuminata AAA Group (dessert banana) is the source of this 2363-nucleotide messenger RNA. RefSeq lists its product as uncharacterized. The coding region runs from base 1420 to 2010 and encodes 196 amino acids. The record is from RefSeq and is a predicted model, not a curated record. The transcript is spliced from 2 exons. NCBI's taxonomy places the organism in Eukaryota, Viridiplantae, Streptophyta, Magnoliopsida, Zingiberales, Musaceae.
UCUGGAUAGAUGCUAACACGUGUGGACACGGCAAGAAUGUCGCAGGGGACGCGUUCACAGCGGGCAGUGCGAGGCAUGUGCUGUAGGGCGGCGGUGUUCCCUGUUCUCCGUCGCCAUCACAAGUUAUACGGCCCGCAGAUUCCCUCGCAACUACAGGUAGCUUUGAGCUGUCCUUCAACCCUUAUAUAUGUACGCCGAAACCCUCUCGCCCAGGAUCAGAGUGCGUUGUUUGGCGAUAGAAGAAGAGAUGCCGAGGACAGAUGGUCGUUUCCUGCCGUCGAUGUGCCCGAGAAUUGGGAGCGUCGUCGCUCGGGAAGACGAGAGCGGCGGGGUCCAGGUCAAGGCCGUGGUGACCAAGAAGCAGCUGAAGCAGAUGGUGGCGGCGAUGGGGCAGGAGCGGAGCGCCCGUGCUGCUGGUCAUCGACUGGCGGCGUCGCCGACCAUGGAGCAGGUGCUGCGCUCCCUCCGCAGGCGGCACAUGAAAAGAGGCGAGAAGGGUCAGUGUCGGAGCCGGUGGCGGCCGGAGCUUCAAAGCAUACCGGAAGAGAUUUAGGAUAAGCAGCGGAUCUCCUUCUGCUACCACAUGAUGAUAGUGGCUCUGUAGCUUCGUAGCUUUGUUAGUUCUUGUGUCGGGGAGAUGAAAUUUUGAUCGCAAAUCAUGCCCUGUAGUCAAAAUCUCGUUAGAUCUUUCCUUGCCACGUUAGAAUAGAAAAUUCUCGAGUUUCUUCUGGGCAUUAACUUCAAAUUAGAAUUAUUUUAUAGUUAAUCCUAAAUUAGAGUUCUUACAUAAAAUCAUCUCUGAUUUGUAAUUCUGAUUUCUUGGAUAGAUUUUAAAUGAGGGGUAUUAUUUGGAUAUUUUUUGUCAAUUUAAAGAUAAGGGGAGAAUAAUACCAGUGAUACGAUUUAAUUAGAUCAUUCGAUCUAAAUCAACUUAUUUUUUAUUUUAAAUUUAAUUAUAAUUACCAAAAAAAAAAGAUGACAUACUCCAAUUUACAUAUAAUAAAAAAUAUCAUCUUCCAGUUGAGAAAAUGAUUUUGUAUUUCAUUCUAUUACGAAAAGCCACAUUCCCAAGGACAAGAAUAAGACCAUUUAAGAUGGAAAAGGAGGUUUAUUUGAAGUUAAAAUCACAAAUUAUUUCAAGAUCAAAAAAAUGUAAAAAUCUUGGUUUUUUUUCUUUAAAGGAUACAAUCAGUGAAAUCAAUACAUCAAAAUUUUGGAAUAAUAAAAUUCCAUUAAUAGGUACAUCAAAUAUUUAAAGAAACUUAUUUUCUUGUUAAUCCUGAAUUAGAAGAUUUCUUGGUAUGCAUCAUUUCUUAAUUUCUUGGUUAUCUUUCAAAUGAGUACUUUAUUAUGUUCGAAUUAAUUUAGAGGUACUUGUUAAACUAAUUAUAUUUUGAGCAACACUUUCCCUACCGAUUUAUGGCUGACUCACUGACCUCCGCUCGUUGUUGGAGAAGCUGUAGGGACCACAAGCCGAGGGUCGUUUUGCUGCCCUUCUUCUCUCACGUCGUCGCCUUCUCUCUCUCUCUCUCUCUCUCUCCUCUCCUCCUUUUCCUCCUCGUCCUUCCUCUCGCCUUCACCGACAACGCGGCGUCGCCGCUCAGACCAAACCAUUCCCAUCCGACAUCAAGCAUGGGCACAGUCUACCGGUGUGCGGGAUGCGGGGCAGAUCUGAAUCUGAGCGCGGCGCACCUCUACCCGGCGGACGCCCACUUCGAGGCCGGCAACAAGGGCACCUUCUCCUUCUCCUGGGUGGACGACGCCCGGCUCCAGUUCGCCAAGGAGGACCGGAUCAAGCCCUUCUUCGAGACCCCCAAUUACUGGGGCAUCCAGCGCAAACGCACCCGCCUCCUCUGCGACACGUGCGGCCACCUCCUCGGAUACGUCUACGACGACGGGCCUCCCGCGAUGCGCGGCCACGGCCAGUUUGGGUUCGGCCAUGGCCACACCGUCCCUCGCGCCCCCAGGUACCGAUUCAAGAUCAAGGCCCUCAACAUCUCCUACUGUUGAAAUGAUGAUCGUCGAGAACCUAUCGAUGCAUGAUUUUGGUGAUUUAGAUCAGGAAUUGGUUACUCGGGUGCUCGAGUGUGCGCUUCGGGUGUCCAUCGGAUACAGACGGGUAAUGCUCACGGCAAAAGGCCGUCCGUCGUCUCCUGUUUGCCUUUUAUUUCUAGGUUUGGUUUAUCUUUUUGUUAUCAUUAUUAUAAUUCAUGGGAAAAAAAAAGAAGAAAAGGCAGACAUUACGUUGCAUAAAAUAUCUUCUUCUUCCUCCUUCGAAUUCUGUUCUCUGUGGCUAUCUCUUCUUAUUUCUAGAGAUGUUUCUCAUGUAUGUCGUUUCUUAUAGUAAAUUUCCAUUAUUCUUA